AACAUGCAUGGAGAAAUGUUAAUGAAAUUUUAUAUAAAUUCAGAAUAAUAAAAAAAAACCAUAUAAGCCAAAGGACAACAAGUGAAAAGCGAUCAAAAUACAUCCAAUAAUAAAAUAAAAAAAAUCUCUAAAAAACCAAAAUGCUUAAACCCUUUAUAACCUAUUCCUUGUUAUGCGGAAUUUUGGUUCUACUUCCCUUUGCUCUAGGCAAGCCACAGGAUUUCCAAACUGCUGUCCUUAUGGCUGCCGGCCAAGUUAAGGAAGCCAUCGAUAAUGGAGCUGCCACCCGUUUCGAUAAAAGUGUGGAAGUGUUGGGGGCCAAAUUUAAAAAUAAUGUGGCGGCUGGUUUUGGUGAUGCCAUGAAACAAAAACGUGAAAUUGCAUCUGGAUCAGCCACUGGAGAAUCUUUGGACGAUUCUUAUAGUGAGUCAUCGUAUGAGGACUAUUCUGAAUAUUAUGUUGAUGAUGAUGUGGAAGGGGAAAAAGCAUAGGGACAUUAAAGGACUACUAUCCACCUUAAGGUGUUAGUAUAUGCAUGCAUUAGAUUAGUAUUAUUGGGAAAAUUAUUUUAAGCAAUUCAUGCUUUGCAAACUAACAUGCAGAAUAGUAAUAAAGAAUUAA
Molecule: messenger RNA, 621 nt
Organism: Stomoxys calcitrans (stable fly)
Lineage: Eukaryota; Metazoa; Arthropoda; Insecta; Diptera; Muscidae
Exons: 2
Coding region: 141-491 (116 amino acids)
Source: RefSeq, a predicted model, not a curated record